UCUCUCGUUCGCGCGCGCAUCUCCAUCAUCCUCUCGCUACUGAGAAAAAACCCGCCAGCGCGAAACAGAUGGGAAGGCAUCCGCGGAAUUUGCGACCGUUACCGUGCAGAGAAUAAGCGUCAAAACUUAACGGACACCGACAAGAAGUUCAGUUCGUCCAGAAGACUUCUGGACUGAGAACUUGAGGACAUUUCACGUUUAUUUACGACUAUAAAAGGCAGGGUGGGCCAUGCCAUUCGGCUGUUUAAAUCCUGGCGAGAAGAAGGACUACAACAGUCCUACAGAAAUCACAGACAAAUAUGAUCUGGGGCAGAUUGUUAAAUCGGAGGAGUUCUGUGAGAUCUUCAGGGCGAAGGAUAAAAACACUCUGAAAAUGUACACCUGCAAAAAAUUCCUGAAGAAAGAUGGAAGAAAAGUGCGGAAGGCUGCCAAAAAUGAGAUUGUCAUCCUAAAGAUGGUGAAACACCCCAACAUCCUCCAGCUGGUCGAUGUCUAUGAGACCCGGAAAGAGUACUACCUCUUCCUUGAGCUGGCCACAGGUCGGGAGGUGUUUGACUGGAUCCUGGAUCAAGGCUAUUAUUCUGAGAGGGACACCAGCAAUGUUAUCAGACAGGUGAUGGAGGCAGUUGCUUACCUGCACAGCCUGAAGAUCGUUCACAGGAACCUAAAGCUUGAGAAUCUGGUGUACUACAACCGACUGAAACAUUCAAAAAUAGUCAUCAGUGAUUUCCAUCUGGCAAAACUGGAGAAUGGACUCAUCAAGGAGCCCUGUGGAACCCCAGAGUAUCUGGCCCCAGAGGUUGUUGGGAGACAGAGAUAUGGCCGACCGGUGGACUGCUGGGCCCUUGGUGUGAUCAUGUACAUACUACUCUCUGGAAAUCCUCCAUUCUACGAUGAAGCAGAUGAUGAUGACUAUGAAAACCAUGACAAGAACCUCUUCCGGAAGAUUCUUGCUGGAGACUAUGAGUUUGACUCACCAUACUGGGAUGAUAUUUCAGACUCUGCUAAAAACUUAGUGUCACGUCUUAUGGAGGUGGACACUGACCAGAGAUUGACUGCACAAGAAGCCAUCAACCAUGAAUGGAUAUCUGGAAAUGCUGCUUCCGACAAGAACAUCAAGGAAAAUGUGUGCGCACAAAUCGAGAAAAACUUUGCAAAAGCUAAGUGGAAGAAAGCCGUACGGGUCACGACCAUGAUGAAGCGUCUCAGGGCACCAGAGCAUCAGACAGCGGCACCAGCAGCAGCAGCAGCAGCUGUACCAGAUGCGGCCAACCCUGCAGCAGGGGCUCAGGAAAACCCUCAGGCUCCAUCAGAGGCCUCCACAGCUCAAUCCAGUACUGCUGAAAGCAACUCUGCGAGCACAGAAGCCCCUGUUGUGGAAGCUGCUAACGCAGAAGCAGUGGCCGCUGCCGCCCCGCCACCAACUGAGCCUGUUCUCCACGUUCCAGCGCCUGAACAGCCCGAUCCCACGUCGCGAUGCAACGGAGAAGCUUUAGACUCCCUGCCACCGGACACAGGGGAGGAACAGAGCGGUUAAUCUCGCUACCUCUCCCACCUGCGUUUAGAUCCCGCACACGUGUACAUAAGCAGCAAGCAUGCUAAUACUGAUUCCGCAGCACAUAGCAUUAAUCUCAACACGAGCCAACUUAUAAAGGCCAAUUCACACUGCACCGAGACCGAGGCAGUUUUUGCUGAUAGAACGUGUUGAAUCUGCGUUUGACGGGUGGUGGAAUGACUGAGAAGUGACAUACUGUAAUAUGGUGGAUGUCCGCGUUGGUCGCCGUCUGUCGGCGCAGUGUGAAUCGGUCAUAAAACAUUUCCCAGCAAGCAUUCUGUUGUUUUCUAUUGAAUCACAAUGCUGUGUGAUGCAUAUCAAAGUCUCUGGCCACUUUAACUUUGCGUAAAAGAAGAAAAAAAUCUGUUUUCUGCUUACAUUAAGCCAAGAUUGGAAACUUUAGCAUUGAUCUGCAUAAAUGAUUUAGGAUAGAUUCUCAUUGUAGGCCUCAUUUUAUAGCUACUUUAUUUUAUUGCAAUUGCAUUUAUUGCAUUGCAAUUUGUUGACACCUGUCUUGAACUAGUCAGAGGACCACAGAGACACAGCUUCAUGUGCAAUGUAAAGUUUCUGUACAUAGCUUACUUACUUCUGUAGAUUAGACGUAGCCAAGAACAGCAUGCUUUUUCAAAUCUGCUGUUUAUGACACACAUGUCCAGGUAACUGACACGUUCAGCUUCAGCUUUACAUUAACAUUUCAUGUCUCGAUCGAACACGCACUCACGAAACGUUAAGAAGAUUUAUAUGAAAAAUACUUCUACAGCAACUAAGGCGGCUAAAUUCAUCUCGUAAUGGUGUUUUAGUGGUUGAGACGUGUGGCCCAAUAAAUGGAGCAGAGUAGGUAACCAUAACUAAUACCUCACAUCUGCUUGGUAGCUAGCCACAUGAACAGUGGAAAAUGUGAUUUGUUCUUAUAAUGUAUUAUAUGCUCAUUUGCAUACAUUUUACAUGUUUUGAAUAGUAUAUCUUUCUGUUUUAAAAAUACACAGCCACGCACAGUGAUCUUUGUUUUUAACAGGAUUUUAUUUGAGGCAUAAAUGUACAAGUUACAGUGGCCAUUUUAUGCCUACAUUGAGACACUUUCAUUGGGCUGAAUAUUUACUUACAAUCUUUACAUAUUUUUUCUUGAUCCCAGAUCUUUUUUUUUUUUUUUUUUUUUAAUGGCAAGUAUAUAAUAGGCAUCAGAUAUUUAGGGCCUGGUACUAAGACAUGGCAUUAAGAAGCAUUUUUUGUCAAUCCGAUCACAAGUGGACGACACUAAAUACAGGUGUAAACAGAGUCUAAAUCGCUUUGAGCUUGUCCACUUUUGACCACUUCCAGAGGAAGUCAAAAACACAUUCAAACGGAUUGCUUUCGUAGUGUAGAUGCUCAUUUGGUCGAAUGCGUUCGAACACCCAAAAAAGACCGCCUAAUCUGAGCCUACUGACUUAACAUAAACGAUAUGGGAAGUGCGCGAGCCAGAUGGGAUUUAAACUUUGUCGGCUGAAGACAAAUGUUCUCUCACCAUUCCUGAUUUCUAACAGACACUCGCAGUGUUCAGCGUGGUCUUCUGGCUGUCAGAGUAGGAACGAAAGAUGCUGCUCUCCGUAUUGAUUUCCGUCGUCUCCGGGUGCGUUCAUAUGUAAAUUACGUGAGCUUAUUUUGUCCAUUAAAUUGAAAAGCCCAUACAUUUACCCAACCAUAGACCCUCCCCUCGAAGAAAUCAGGACAGAAGUGGUCGAAAGUGGACAGAAAAGACCGGUUAAAACACCAGGUUAAACAGGAAUGUGUCUCUUGUCAUCCGAUCGACCAAAACACUUAAUCUUAAUACCAGUUGUAAUCAGGAACUUACUUGUACAGUCAUUUAACCCUUUGCCACCCUUCCUUUUAGAAAGGCACAUUCAUAUUACAAAUAAGUCUCAAUGACAAGUAUAGAGUGCUGCAGGAAUUAAUUCUACUUCAGGAUCCAUCGUCUCUAAAUCAAUGUUUUUUGAAUGGGUUUUUGGUUACAUGCCUGAAAUAAGGUCUGUGGUUAACAAGCUCAAGAUAUUUUGACAUAUUAUUGUACAACCUAAAAUACAUCAGUAAUACCACAAAAAUUAAAUGCAGUUGCUAACAAGUGGCUAAAUGAGACUACAGAGGUUUCCAGGGUCAUUAAAAGCCUGUUCACGUCAAGGACAAUAUCUAAAAUGUUUUAAUAAUCGUUCUAAUUCAAUAACAAUAGGAAAGUACACACCACAAUUACAAUGAUAAUGACAAAGAGGAAUGAGACCGUUGGAAUUACUUUCAAUUUUUUUUUUUUUUUCUAGGUGAUGAAUGAUAAAAACAUUGACAGCCAAUCAGAAUUCACUUUAAAGAGCUUGAGCAUUUAAAGCAGCAGAUGAAAAAAAAUGGCAGUAUAUGCUUAUAAUUAACAUAACACUAAUAUAGUUAUCUUUAUAGUUAUCAUUCUUGGUGUUAAUGGGCCUUAGACAUUAUGUAGAUUUCAUGUAGAUUUCAUGUAGAUUUUGCAGAAUUUCCCUGUAGUCAAUCAUUUUAUCCCUUAAAACUAAUCCUGUGAAAAUAAUUUCUUCAUGCCUUAAAAUUGUUUGAAUUUAACUCCCUUGCUUCAUUUAGUAUACGCGGAUCCAUGAAUAUGCAAAUUAGCCUCCACUCAAUCACAGCAGGUUGGACUCUGAUCCACUCGGUCAACUUUACUGUAGUAAACACUGCAUAAUGUGUUUUAUAUAUCACUUUCAAUACAGUUGGACACAUAAUGGUUAUUGAUAAUGAUUAGCCUUUGACUUGACUACAUUAUCAAACAGUUCCCGUUCGUCAUCUCAAGGUCAGACAGCUGCCUUCUAAAAAUCAGCAUCCCUAUAUGCUUUAAACAUUAUAGAACGUCAGUGGAGAAAAGCCCCGCCUCACAUGUUGACUGGAUUGGUUACAUUUGUGACUGCAGGAAACGGGUGGUUUCAAAUCACAUUUUUUAAAUUUGUCUUAUGGUUUGUCUUAAAGCAUAUUAAAAACACCACAUAGACAUAUAAACAGCAUUAAAAACUUGAUUUUCACCACAGGGGGACCUUAAAUAAAGAUUAAAAGAGUUGUCUGAAGAUUAGUGGUUUUGACACUGGUGGUGUAGUUCAUUUAUAGCCUAACUUUAGCUUUGUACUUCUGCCGAUUGUAUUUAGGCUUUCUCAUAGUUAUAAAAUAAAUAUUAUAAAAUAACAAAAAAUUUAAAAACUCAAAUAAUAAAAUUGUUAAUUUGUAAUUAUCUUAACUUUUGUUGGUCACCAAUAAUCCAAAAGCCAAUGGAAAAAUCCAAUUGGCUUUUUGUUGAGGGAACAAGGUUAACAAAAAUCACUGCAGCACUCUAUAUUGGGAAGAUAUAUUUCUGCUUAAAGCAAACAGUCCAAAUGAUAAUAACCACUGUCUAGCCCUAUUAAUCAAACCCUAGCCCUAAUGAUUAAACAUUUUACAUUAUAGCUUUUUUGCCUUUUACCUAUUUUAUAGAAAUGUCUGUUGUCAGCAACAGACAUCCCAUCUUUCACAAUUUUAUACAGCUCUUUCUCAUUAAACGAUUACGCUUCGCUAGUUUACUGCUGUAGACAUGUCUGUUACUCAUCAUGCCAGUACUUAUUAAUUUCAUAGUUGAUGCAUUCUAAAUUUAAAAACUCAUUUUGUGCCAUCUUGGUUUUUACACGAAUAGUUUGCUUUGUUUUCAGUAUACAAACAUAUUUUAGCACAGAGAAAUGGCAGGCGAUGUAGGAUUACAAGAGCUUAACGAAAGCAAAAUCGAAACGGUCGACCUCUUAAUAUGAGCAAUAGUCUACAACUGCGAUACUGUGAUGCUACUCUCAAUGUCGGUGUCCGUGUGAACUCUCUCAAUUUCUGAUUGGCCUGUCCUCCACGGAAGUUGAAAACAGUGACGUCAUUCUGGAAGGGCGAGAAGGUCAGGACUUGAACGGGACAGCGCACCUAUUGUACAAUUAUUUAGAACCUGUCAUAGAGUAUAGGUGAACAAAAACAGUGAUGAGUUUCCCCUCCGGUGGCCAACGAUUUGUAAUUGUUGUGCAGUGGUGACAUGCUGUAAUUUUCUAAACAUCAUAGGAGUCAGUGGAGGUUUGACUGAAGAAGGCCUUGAUAUGCAAUUAUGCUGUCAGUGGUCUAUUGAUCUCAAGAUGAUGCUCAGCAUGGGUUGUCACGGGUUUCUACUGAAGUAAGCUUCGAUAUACUUUAGAUCUCACGUGUGUCGUUGUCAUUUUGUAUCUUUUAUUUCUCUCUCUUUGAUUAUAUAAAAUGAUAUUUCUCUUCUAAAAUCUGUCCCAUACCUUUAUUCGUUCUAUCUACCCUGAGACUUUGAGAUGUUAUUUGUUUUUCUGUCUUUGAUUUCGUAUAAAAGUUGAAAAAGCGCAAACUGGUAAGAUCUAAAACAAAAAGAGUGAUAAGUAAUGUUUCAUGUAGGUCUGAAAAAAUGGUUUUUAUAUCAUUCAUGUAUACUAAAACCGCAACUAGAUACUGUGUUACACAAUUCAAAGCAAUUUUUUAAAAUAGUGCUUCACUAUUGCCUUUGGUGUUCGGUGUCUGUUGAUUUCCUCAUUCUCUCAGAUGUUCUUCUCAGUGUGGUUGACUGUGAACCUGUGAAUACACUGAGGACUGGCCUCUCUCCACUUUAACCUCUGUAUUCUUCAAAUGACUUUCAUGCUUUCAAAAUAAACACAUCCUGAAUGAUCA
This is a messenger RNA of Megalobrama amblycephala (Wuchang bream), 6244 nucleotides long. RefSeq names its product CaM kinase-like vesicle-associated b (gene camkvb). Lineage: Eukaryota; Metazoa; Chordata; Actinopteri; Cypriniformes; Xenocyprididae. The transcript is spliced from 11 exons. Gene Ontology annotation, molecular function: calcium/calmodulin-dependent protein kinase activity; calmodulin binding; ATP binding. The record is from RefSeq and is a predicted model, not a curated record. Gene Ontology annotation, biological process: peptidyl-serine phosphorylation. Gene Ontology annotation, cellular component: intracellular anatomical structure. The coding region runs from base 230 to 1537 and encodes 435 amino acids.